GUCAGAUUGAGCAGCAGCAGCGGGAGGAGGAGGAGGAUGAGGGCAGCACACAGGAGCGCGGGGAGCGAAGAAGAGGGUGAAAACUGACCGUUAAGUUAAAACAAUUCAUUGGAAACGAUGUUUUAAAAACGGAAUUUUCCUUCGGCGGCAUUUGACGCAAUGGACGCGGUAACAGGAGCGGAGAACCGCGAUACCUAACCGUCAGUGACGUCACAACAGUUGAUGCCGACUUCUCGCCUCGGGCUGUUUUUUUUCCCUCCUGGAUUCUUCUGGAUUCUGGAGUUCAUGGAUGUGUUUCAACUUCACUGUGAUUAAAACAACAAACCAGCAAACAACAUGUAUGCAGGACGCAAAAGAAGAAAACCAGCACAGAGGGGAGUCAAACCGACCCCUCCUGAAGGAGCCAAGUCCAAUCCAUCCAAACGCCACCGUGACCGCCUGAACUCCGAGCUGGACCGGCUCGCCAGCCUGCUGCCUUUCCCCGAAGACGUCAUUUCCAGCCUGGACAAACUGUCCAUCCUGAGGCUCAGCGUCAGCUUCCUGCGCACCAAGAGCUUCUUCUCAGUUGCAUUGAAGAAACAACUGUCCAACAGUCUGACAAAGAGCAGUGAACGCAGUGACCAUGACGGCAAGAUGGUGGUUGCUACAGACCAGCACAUACCUGAGGGGGAGUUGCUGAUGCAGGCCUUGAAUGGCUUUGUCCUGGUGGUGACAGCUGAGGGAAUUGUCUUCUUCUGCUCCCACACCAUCCUGGAUUACCUUGGCUUCCAUCAGACUGAUGUGAUGCAUCAGAGUGUGUUUGAGCUGAUCCACACUGAAGAUCAGCAGGAGUUCAGGAGGAACCUGCACUGGGCCCUCAACCCUCCUGCUGGCCAAGGAACCCCCACAGAUUCCCCGACUGAUGGUGAAUCGGCGUCUUCUUGCCUGGUGAGCUACAACCCUGACCAGCUUCCACCUGAGAACUCCUCUUUUCUGGAGAGAGGCUUUGUCUGCCGCUUCCGCUGUUUGUUGGACAACUCCUCUGGCUUCAUGGCAUUGAAUAUCCAAGGUCGGUUGAAGUUCCUCCACGGUCAGAGUCGUCAGCAUCGCAACAGCGAGGCAAGUGCGCCUCCUCAGCUCGCCCUCUUUGCCAUCGCCACACCCAUCCAGCCUCCAGCCAUCUUGGAAAUCAGAACGAGGAACAUGAUCUUCAGGACCAAACACAAGCUCGAUUUCACACCCAUGGCCUGUGACGCAAAAGGCAAAGUUGUCCUGGGCUACACUGAGGCGGAGUUGAGGGUUCGAGGCUCGGGUUACCAGUUCAUCCACGCGGCUGACAUGUUGUACUGCGCCGAAAACCACGUUAGAAUGAUGAAGACGGGCGAGAGCGGCCUCACUGUCUUCAGGCUGCUCACCAAGGACAACCGGUGGAAGUGGGUCCAGGCCAACGCCCGGCUUGUCUACAAAAACAGCAAACCGGACUACAUCAUUGCCACCCAGAGACCUCUGGCCGAGGAGGAAGGAGGGGAACAGCUGAGGCAGAGGUCCAUGCACCUUCCUUUUACCUUUGCCACUGGCGAAGCGAUGCUCUACCACACCAGUUAUCCACUGCACGGCUUCCCUGAUUCCUUCCAAGGCAAAGCCAAAGGCAGCAAGCCCAAAAAGGGCAAACUAGACAAGAGCUCAGCAGAUGACCUGGACCCAAAGUCCCUGCUGGGAGCCCUGAUGAGCCAGGAUGAGUCUGUGUACGUCUGCCAACCAAACAUGGAGCCUGAAAUGUCCCACCACAGCAGCCUUAUUAGUGAACAGCAAAGCAAGACUGAGGGCUUUAGUGGUUUAUUAGGUGGUGGGGAGACGGGGACAUGUAAUGGUAAAACGUCCAGUUAUGAUCCCCUGCUGGCCACCUUGGACUCUUUGUCUCUUGACAGUGAUGAGACGUGCUCCAACAGUGAGCUCUUUAACGCGCUGGAGAAUCUGGGCCUGAAUGCUGAAGACUUGGAGCUCCUGCUGCUGGAUGAGAGGAUGAUCCAGGUGGAGCUGGACCCCAACCACAUCCCCACCCUCAGUGACCUUCUCACCAACAAUGAAAUCCUCUCCUUCAUUCAUGAAUCCCUGGAGAGCUGCACUGAAGGAGAGGAACGUGGUGAGACAAGCGGAUUUGGACUUUCAAGCCAUCCACCAACCCAACCAAACCCCGACUCGGAUCCCAAUGUCUCCCAGAAUUCACUUGCUGCCCCUUCAGCUGUGUCUAUUUGCAGACAGCCCAUUGUCCAGCUGUCACAGCAGAUGCAGCAGCACAUCAGCGCCAGUGAGCAGGUGGAAGCUCAGCUGGGGCCGAUUCAGUCUGUCGCUCAGCCUGGAGCUGCGGACACCAACACUUUACCUGGGAUCCCAAAUGGACACUGGUUAAUCACAUCAGAAAGCCUCCAUAACACUAACAACCACAACCAUCUCCACCAACAUACUGCACGUAAAGCCUCACAGCUAAACAGUGAACACAAACAGUGGCAGCUCCAACAGGAGCAGCACUCUGUCCAACUCCAGUGCCAUCAGCAGGAAAACAGUCAGACUCUGUCUCUGGUGCCUGGUUUCCAAAAUCAGCUCGAACUGACAACAAGCAGAUCUUACAUCCCAAAUGGACACUCAGCCUUUCCACCAAACAUGGAGGUCAGUCACACAGGUUAUAGCACCUCCAACACUACGUCGUAUGCAGGCGGCACGGUACAGAACGGUGACGUCUGUCACUUUAAGCUGCAGAGUCACCACAGACAUCAGCAGAUGUUGCAGGAGACUCACUUCCCUCUAGGCCAGAGUUCUACACUUGAUUUGGAGCAGUUCUUGGGUCUUUCCCAGCUGCAGCACAGUCUGCCAUCUUUACAGGCAUGCAGCGUGUUCAGCACCAGUGCAGAGGAUGCCACGCACAGCAAGCUUGAGAAUGGCUCCCACCUCAGUGCCACCAACGCAGCAUCAACGUACAUCAAGGCGUGCCUGAUGCCCAGCGGAAACGCCGCGGCGACGGACGACAUCUCUGUCUCGUGUCCCGAAGGACUCGCCGCUCGACAGGACCCGCAGAAAUCAGAAUUCUUCCUCUGAAAAGACGAUGGGUAAAUGGUCAGACGAGGGCUUGAAGAGAAGGUACAGAAGGAAAAAAAGAGAGAAAAUAAGGACUGUUUUCAUUUCUUAUGCCAAGGUGAGACAUCACACAACCAUGAAUCUAAUAAAUAGUGAUUUAUAUACAAAAACAUCAACCUGGACGAUAAAACGACCUUAAACAGCGAGGGUUUUUACUUAAAUAAGCACUUAAUAAGAAUAGUCAGCUGUUGUUGAUGCUCCAAAAAUGAAAUCAGAUGUUUCACAUUGACUCAGCGACUCCCAGCUCUGACAAUCUAUAUCUGCUGAAGUAAAGUGUGACUUUUAUAACAUUUCACAGGGUUCGUACGGGUGCUUGAAACCCUUGAAAAUGCUUGAAUUUUAAAGAUGUGUUUUCAAGGAUUGAAAAAUGCUAAAAACGCUUCAAAUACUGACUGAAUUGCUUUACAAAAAAUAGCUUAUUGGCUGAAUAGUUGGUCUAGCUGGGUUUGGACCUCGCAUGUGUGACUAUUAUAAAACAGGAUGUUGGUUGUUUUUAGCUAAAUUCCAUCUCUUUUUUUGCAAAGGAAAGAGUGAAAUAAUCAUCUUGAGUUUGUGUAUAUGUUCAUAUAAAUCUAACACAGCUGCAAGGUGCUGGAAAAGCAUUAAAAAUAAUCUUUAAAGUGCUUGAAAAGGUGAAUGAACCAUGAUUGUUGCUUUGUUAAACAAUCACAAACACUGAUGUUAAUAUGUUUUACCACAUAUUAUCUGCUACUGCUACAACCACUUGACUGAAAAAAAACAAACACUAAAAUCUGUAGCGAUACAAGAAAUAUCUAACAAACUGUAGAUUUUACAGUGAUUUAAACACAAGCAUUUGAAGCGCGGAGUUUUUAGAACAUGCUGCUUUUCUUUUGGCCACACGUCUGCUGGUUAUUAUUAUUUGUUUCUCCUCACAUCGAGGAUUGUUUAAAGUCAUUUAAAGUGAAAGAAGCCAUGAGAUUUAGACUGAACACACAAUAACGACAUAGUAUUAGGGCCUUACUGAACAUAAUGUUAUUUUCAAGCCAAAUCUUAGUCAAGAUAAAGAUCUACUUUAGUUUGGGCUUCACAAAUAAGGAAAUAUUGAAUCUUUUACACAUUUACUAAUGUAUUUACUAAUAUAAGCACUUUUGAAACGAUCGUGUGAGAAACUGAGUCACUUCUGAAGAAAGAAUCGCAUAAUGAGUGAUUUUUGGAUCCAGAAGAUGUGGAAUUGAGGCACGAUAACCUGAAGCAUGGUAAUCACAAUUAAUUGCAGCACUGACUGAAUUAGUGGUCACGUCAUGUGGACGGAGAGGCGUAGGCUAAUAGAAGAAGUGAAGAAAAAAGUCAUAAAUUGUGUAAUAUUCCCACUCCUUUCUUCGGUACGGCCCUAACACUCCCGUCGUAAACAACCGAUUAUUUAAGCAUCUGUUUUCAUUUCUCACUUAGAAGUAGCUAAGUAUUAGGGUGAGUAGAUGUCGUUUACAUGUCAACAAAAACAGCGUUUUAUUGUGAUUUUUUUUUUUCAUUUAGUCGAGAAUGAUAUUUAUUGCUGCAGCUGCUCCGUCACAGCAUUUAUCCUCAUGCUGCAUUUUUAGCCUACUCUAGGUUUACAGCGAUGUCGUGCACUUAACAUGUACAGCAUUUUACCGACACAAAUCAGAAGACGAUCUGAUUUGUGGCACUGAAAUGAAGAAGAGAAAAAAAAAUGAUAGCAUUUUUGUUUCCUGACAGGAGACGGUGGUGUGAAAUCUCCCUUUAAUGCCUUGUGUCCUAGUCUGACUACACUGACUUGUAUCCUGCAGUCGUGUCAUGUGGGAAACACUCGAGUGCACUUACAUGCAAACACAGUAAUCCAUUAAGAACCCAGCUGUAAAUAAUACAUUGCAAGUGAAGGUGAAAGAGCAGGCACAUGUCAGAGUUUCUCAGCUUUUGUUUUGUCUGUAAUCACACGUUUAAAAUAUCUGCACUUCAAUGUGUGUGUGGGGGGGG
Messenger RNA from Solea solea (common sole), 5064 nucleotides. RefSeq names its product aryl hydrocarbon receptor-like. The record is from RefSeq and is a predicted model, not a curated record. Gene Ontology annotation, biological process: regulation of transcription by RNA polymerase II. Gene Ontology annotation, cellular component: aryl hydrocarbon receptor complex; nucleus. Gene Ontology annotation, molecular function: transcription cis-regulatory region binding; protein dimerization activity; nuclear receptor activity. Bases 337 to 3072 code for a protein of 911 amino acids. NCBI's taxonomy places the organism in Eukaryota, Metazoa, Chordata, Actinopteri, Pleuronectiformes, Soleidae. The transcript is spliced from 12 exons.